CGCUCCCCGCGGCCGCCGCGUCUUCCUGGCCGCCUUCGCAGCUGCCCUGGGUCCGCUCAGCUUCGGAUUCGCGCUCGGCUACAGCUCCCCAGCCAUCCCUAGCCUGCGCCGCGCCGCGCUCCCGGCCCUGCGCCUCGACGACAACGCGGCCUCCUGGUUUGGGGCCAUCGUGACCCUGGGCGCCGCGGCUGGGGGCGUGCUGGGUGGCUGGCUAGUGGACCGCGCCGGGCGCAAGUUGAGCCUCUUGCUCUGCACCUUGCCCUUCGUGGCCGGCUUUACCAUCAUCACUGCGGCCCAAGACAUGUGGAUGCUGCUCGGAGGCCGUCUCCUCACUGGCCUGGCUUGCGGUGUGGCCUCACUAGUGGCUCCGGUCUAUAUUUCCGAAAUCGCCUACCCAGCGGUCCGCGGGCUGCUCGGCUCCUGUGUGCAGCUGAUGGUCGUCCUGGGCAUCCUCCUGGCCUACUUGGCAGGCUGGGCCCUGGAGUGGCGCUGGCUGGCCGUGCUGGGCUGCGGGCCCCCCACCCUCAUGCUGCUGCUUAUGUGCUGCAUGCCCGAGACCCCACGCUGCCUGCUGACCCAGCACAAGCGCCAGGAGGCCAUGGCCGCACUGCAGUUCCUGUGGGGCUCCGUGCAGGGCUGGGAAGAGCCUCCCAGGGCUGAGCACCAGGGCUUCCACCUCGGCCUGCUGCGGCACCCUGGCAUCUACAAGCCCUUUGUCAUCGGCAUCUCACUGAUGGCCUUCCAGCAGCUGUCGGGGGUCAACGCCAUCAUGUUCUAUGCAGACACCAUCUUUGAGGAGGCCAGAUUCAAGGACAGCAGCCUGGCCUCGGUGGUCAUGGGCGUGAUCCAGGUACUGUUCACUGCGGCGGCGGCCCUCAUCAUGGACAGAGCUGGGCGGAGGCUGCUCCUGACUUUGUCGGGUGCCGUCAUGGUGUUUAGCACCAGUGCCUUUGGCGCCUACUUCAAGCUGGCCCAGGGUGGCCCCGGCAACUCCUCGCAGGUGGACUUCUUGGCACCUGUCUCGGCAGAGCCCACCGACACCAGUGUGGGGCUGGCCUGGCUGGCUGUGGGCAGCAUGUGCCUCUUCAUCGCCGGCUUUGCAGUUGGCUGGGGGCCUAUCCCCUGGCUCCUCAUGUCCGAGAUCUUCCCGCUGCACGUGAAGGGUGUGGCUACUGGCGUCUGCGUCCUCACUAACUGGCUCAUGGCCUUCCUGGUGACAAAGGAGUUCAGCAGCCUCAUGGAGGCCCUCAGGCCCUACGGAGCCUUCUGGCUUGCCUCUGCCUUCUGUAUCUUUGCUGUCCUUUUCACAUUGUUCUGUGUCCCUGAAACCAAAGGAAAGACUUUGGAACAAAUCACAGCCCAUUUUGAGGGGCGGUGACAGCCCCUUUCUGUGAAUGGCUGGCCUUCCUAGCUGGCCCGUCUUUGGGCUUCAGAAGGGAUGGAACCAGUCUGACUCUGAGCCCCUGCCCGCCCCAGGCCCCAGGAGAGCCUGAGCUGGGACCACAGUCCCUGGGAGCCUUGGCCUGCGGGCCACCCUUUUCUGCCCAGCUCUACAGCCCAGCUGCCCAGGGCCGUCAGGUUCGCCAGCCUCUGGGUCUGGCCCUGCUGUUACUCCGUGGACUCGGGCACAUCUCAGGAGCUGGGCAGUGGCGUGUCAGCCCUCCAGCCAGCUCCUUCGCAACACUAAAGCAGGAGCCGUGGAGGAGUGGGGCCUCUUAGCUCUGGUCUUCCGACUGAAGAUGCCUCCACAAGCUGGGUGCUGGGCACUUGGUGGCUCCUCUCAGUGGCUGCAUUACCGGAAACUGUGUUUGCCAAAUAAAGUCUCGACUCAGAAAA
Molecule: messenger RNA, 1836 nt
Organism: Tupaia belangeri chinensis (Chinese tree shrew)
Lineage: Eukaryota; Metazoa; Chordata; Mammalia; Scandentia; Tupaiidae
Gene: SLC2A8
Product: solute carrier family 2 member 8
Biological process (GO): D-glucose transmembrane transport
Cellular component (GO): membrane
Molecular function (GO): D-glucose transmembrane transporter activity
Source: RefSeq, a predicted model, not a curated record